This is a messenger RNA of Musa acuminata subsp. malaccensis (wild Malaysian banana), 1601 nucleotides long. Its product is annotated as trihelix transcription factor ASR3. NCBI's taxonomy places the organism in Eukaryota, Viridiplantae, Streptophyta, Magnoliopsida, Zingiberales, Musaceae. The record is from RefSeq and is a predicted model, not a curated record.
CCUAUUCCACUCCUUUCCUUUUUGUUUCCUCUCUCUCCUUCGACUCCCUCCCUUCCUCCCCUUCUUAAGGGUAUACAUGCCAUGGACGCCUAAAGGAGCCUCCAUAACGGCGCCCUCCCAAUUCCGUUAACUCUCCGUUAAACAUUUACGUGGGUUUUACGACGACGUUGUGAUCUCUGCGGCUUUUGGCCAUUCUUAAUGGCCAACGCCGUCGACACGGCGGGUUCCAACGGCGACGACGGCGCAGGAGGAGGAGGAGGAGGAGGGGCGCGGCCUCCCCGUCUGCCGCGGUGGACGAGGCAGGAGAUACUGGUGCUGAUACAGGGGAAGAGGGUGGUGGAGAGCCGGGGCAGAGGGCGUGGAGCCGGGCGGGGCGGCGGCGGAAGCGGGGAGAUGGGGGCGGGGGCGUUGGUGGCGGCGGCGUCGCCGGUGGAACCCAAGUGGGCGUCGGUGUCGUCGUACUGCCGCCGGCAUGGGGUCGACCGGGGGCCGGUACAGUGCCGGAAGCGGUGGAGCAACCUCGCCGGCGACUUUAAGAAGAUAAAGGAGUGGGAGGCGAAGGGAAAGGAGUCGUUUUGGACGAUGAGGAAUGAUCUCAGGAGGGAGAGGAGGCUGCCGGGGUUCUUUGACCGGGAGGUGUACGACAUCCUCGACGGUGUAGCGGUCGCGGAAGUGGAGGCGGAGCCCGCCGCGGAGGAAGAGGAGGAGGGGAAGAAGGGGCUUGGGCGGACAGCGGCGGCGGGGGGCGAGGAGGAAGAGGCGGUCUUUGAUAGCGGGCGGACCGCAGCGGAGGAUGGACUGUUCUCGGACUUCGAGGAGGAGAAGGAGGCGGAGGACGAGGACGAGGAUACGGCGCCGCCACCACAGCCCGUGGCGGCCGUGCCGAUAUCGGAAAAGAAGUGCGAAUCAUCUCAACAUUGGAGGUCUGAUGAAGCUACGGCAAAAGAUAAACCACAAGCUGAGAACCCCGGGAAGAGCUCUCCAUCGCAAGGAGGACAGAAGAGAAGACGAACAUCACCAGAUGAAGCUGAAGACAGCGAUCUACAAAGUAGACUGAUUGAAGUCUUAGAGAGGAACAGCAGAAUGCUGACGGCCCAACUAGAAGCUCAAAACAUGAACUGCCAAUUGGACAGAGACCAGAGGAAGGACCAAGCUAAUGGCUUGCUCGCCGUUCUCGGCAAACUCGCAGACGCUCUUGGUAGAAUAGCUGACAAGUUGUAGCAAAUCUCCGUCCCAAGAUCAUCGGAGGAAACUUUGUCGAUCUUGAUGGAGGUGGGUUGAGAAUGCGUCUAGUUGGUGUCUCAGAAAAACCAGCUUGUGAAUUGGCUCCGGGAAUGUAAAGCUCUGCUCCUCUUUCUUUGGAAGUGAUAGGGUCGAUAGGGUGAUUACUUACAGAGAAAUGAGAAUUUUGGCAGCUCUGCGGUUGCUGUCUUGUGAUCGGAAACUGCUGUCGACAGGAACACAGGCUGUGUCAAAUUGAUUUCUUCAAGUUCUUGUAUAAACUUAGUGGAAGUUGAAAUUGUAGCGAGAUGACAGAUAAAACAGUUAGAGCAGUUUAUUAUUUCGGCAAUCAAUGAUUUCUCCUAUAUUUUGGGUAUUAA